Molecule: messenger RNA, 1662 nt
Organism: Prosopis cineraria
Lineage: Eukaryota; Viridiplantae; Streptophyta; Magnoliopsida; Fabales; Fabaceae
Product: G-protein coupled receptor 1
Exons: 9
Coding region: 169-1128 (319 amino acids)
Biological process (GO): adenylate cyclase-activating G protein-coupled receptor signaling pathway; cell surface receptor signaling pathway
Cellular component (GO): plasma membrane
Molecular function (GO): G protein-coupled receptor activity
Source: RefSeq, a predicted model, not a curated record
UCUCUGAGACAUGAAUGCGAAAUUGAACUCAGAAUCUGAUGCGACUUUUUCUUUUUCUGGGGGGAGCCAACUGACUCUGAUACAGUUGAUGCGCGCGACUAAUAACGAAGAGAACAAAAGAAGCAGGAAUAGAUCGUCAAGGGUUAACACGGAUUUGUACUUGGCCUAAUGGCGAGCUUAGUGUCUGUGGCCGGUGCACUUACAGCGAACGAUCGCCGGAUUUUGUCGGCCGUGAACACCGGAGCGUCGAGCCUUUCAUUCGUCGGGUCGAGCUUCAUUGUGCUCUGCUACGUCCUAUUCACGGAGCUCCGCAAAUUUUCCUUCAAGCUUGUUUUCUACCUUGCCCUCUCUGACAUGCUUUGCAGUUUCUUCAACAUAGUAGGGGACCCAUCCAAAGGUUUCUUUUGUUAUGCUCAGAGUUACAGCACACAUUUCUUUUGUGUGGCAUCUUUCCUAUGGACUACAACAAUUGCUUUUACCCUUCAUCGUACUGUUGUUAGGCACAAAACAGAUGUUGAAGAUUUGGAGGCCAUGUUUCAUCUAUAUGUUUGGGGUACGUCCCUAGUCAUGACAGUCAGUCGCUCCUUUGGUAAUGACCAUAGACAUUUUGGCACAUGGUGUUCUAGUCAAAUGGGUCGCACAGGGAAGGCAAUUCAUUUUAUCACAUUUUAUAUGCCACUUUGGGGUGCAAUUCUUUACAAUGGGUUUACAUAUUUUCAAGUAAUACGCAUGCUGAACAAUGCAACCCGUAUGGCAGUUGGUAUUUCAGACCGAAAUUAUGUCUCAGAUACAAGGGAUAAUAUGAAGGCUGUGAGUCGCUGGGGAUACUAUCCUCUGAUUCUAAUAGGAUCAUUUGCAUUUGGCACUAUCAACCGCAUUCAUGAUUUUAUUGAACCUGACCAUAAGAUCUUUUGGCUUUCAUUUCUAGACGUUGGAACGGCUGCCCUUAUGGGCCUCUUCAACUCAAUAGCAUAUGGCCUCAAUUCUUCUGUUCGUCGAGCAAUUUGUGAGAGGCUAAACAUGUUCUUGCCAGAGAGACUUUGCAGAUGGCUUCCUAACAAUUUGAAGUAUAGAAACCAACAGCAAGAAAGUGAGCUAGUCUCGUUAAAGAUUGAAGAUGAACGAUAGUAAAUGGACAUGGCAUGAACCUCCAUACCAAAUUUUGACGUUUUUCAUCCUAGUUUAGGUAGACGAAGUUUUCAUGGGGAUCAAAAGGUCUGCUAGCAGCAUUCAUUCAAUGCUAUUUGUUGCAUUGCUCUGUCACUCACUGAUUUGAAUCAUGUAAUCAUAUGAAAUCUGGCUUGCAUGCCCAUGCCUGGCACUUGUCAUAGAAAACAGCGGAUGAGCCAGCUUAUUUUGAUGUGUCGGGAAUCUAUGAUUAUGCUCAAGCUAAGGCCCACUUGUGACUGCUGCAACAACUAGCAAGGGCAAUUUUUUAAUGGAGGUGUAGACUCCUGUUCCUGUAGUUAUUUUUGCAGAUCCUAAUUUUGAGCAUUUUGUACAUGUCCCUGUAUCUCUCAUUUUUGAGAUAGGACGUUUGAUUGAUAUUUUUUGUAGUAUAAUAUUGGGGCACAUCCAAAUGUUGCACUAUCUUUUCCAGAUCGGCACUGUAUUUACUAUUUUACUCCUCUCCCGGCAAUUAAGGUGAAAGCUUGAAAUUUA